CAGUGACGCAGCUGUACAGGGCAAAUAGUCAGCGAUAAACGUAACAUGCUACGGUGUACAAGCAAGGCCGCUGUGCCGGAUAUAUGCGCCAUGGCGGUGCAGCGGUUGCUAUGGAAUCAAUGUAGCUAUCUACUCAAAGUUCAGUCUCGAUGGCCGGGAGGAGUCUGAGCGAGGUGGAGCUCUAGUCUCAUCACUCCAGCCCCCGGUUCAGGCUCGGCCUGCUGUCACUUAGAAUGACGCCCCGCUGUAGCUGGAUGUGGCGCCAUGCUCGCUGCAUGCUCCUCGGCAGGAGAUGCUCGGUGACCACCGGAAGAUGUCUGGGUGCAGCGAGAACACUGUCGUCCACAUCCCACCCACCCAAAAUCUGCAUUGUUGGCAGUGGGCCAGCUGGAUUUUACACAGCUCAACAUCUGCUGAAGCACCACACAAACGCGGUGGUGGACAUUUAUGAGAAACUUCCCGUUCCAUUUGGCUUGGUCCGCUUUGGUGUGGCACCUGAUCACCCUGAAGUAAAGAAUGUUAUCAACACUUUUACUCAGACCGCCCUCUCUGAACGCUGCAGUUUCAUAGGCAAUGUGACAGUCGGGAGAGAUGUAACCGUAGAGGAAUUGGAGAAGGCUUACAAUGCCAUAGUGCUGAGCUAUGGAGCUGAGGAUAAGCGGGAGCUGGGGAUACCUGGAGAAGAGCUGCCAGGGGUGUAUUCAGCAAGGGACUUUGUAGGCUGGUACAAUGGACUUCCAGACAAUAGACAUUUAUCUCCAGACCUGGGCAGCGAGACUGCUGUCAUCUUGGGACAGGGGAAUGUAGCACUUGACAUUGCAAGAAUCCUGCUAUCCCCUCUUGAUCUGUUAAAGAAGACUGAUAUCACACAGUCUGCUCUUGAAGCCCUUUCUAAGAGUCGUGUUAAGAGAGUCUGGCUUGUUGGACGUCGUGGGCCUCUGCAGGUGGCAUUUACAAUAAAGGAAUUACGAGAGAUGAUUCACCUGCCAGGGACUCGUCCGCUAUAUUGUUCUUCUGAUUUCAAUGGCCUGGGAGAUGUUGUAAAAGACCUUCCUAGACCUAGAAAACGACUCACAGAACUUCUAUUAAAGUCUGCAAUGGAGAAGCCAGAAAAGAAAGAUGCUGCUCAUCUAAUUCAGCGUAAUCGAGAAUGGGGACUGCUCUUCUUCCGUAACCCUAUUGCCGUGCUGCCUAGUGAAGAUGGAAAAAGAGCGUCCGGAGUCAGACUGUCUGUCACACGACUUGAGGGAACUGGAGACUCUGCAGUGGCAGUCCCUACAGGGCAAGAAGAGGACUUAAGCUGUGGACUUAUCCUCAGCAGCAUUGGCUAUAAAAGUGUACCCAUCUCUCCAGUUGUGCCUUUCCUCCCAAAUAAGGGUAUUAUUCCAAACAGUAUGGGUAGAGUGCAGGGGACUCCAGGACUUUACUGCAGCGGCUGGGUGAAGAGAGGUCCCACUGGUGUGAUCACAACAACAAUGACUGACAGUUUUGACACUGCUCAGUCCUUGUUGGAGGACAUAAAAUCGGGUGCUUUGAACAUUUCAGAGCCUCGUCCAGGUGCCUCAGCGAUCAAAGAGCUUCUCCUCCUCAGGGGGAUUCAAACUGUGUCCUUCUCUGACUGGGAGAAGAUUGAUGAGGUGGAGAUUGCACGAGGUGUGGAGGUGGGAAAACCUCGAGAAAAGAUUUUAGAUUCUGAAGAAAUGCUGCAAUUAAUUUGUCGGUGACUUGAACACAUGCACUUUGUAAAGCUGCCAGCAGGUGGCAGCAUUUACAUUUCCUGCCUUUUGGGAUUUGUAAAUACAAGUAGUAGACUUAUUACAUAAAUACCUCAAACAACCUUUUUAUUUUUCAGUUUUAUUUUUGUAAAUAUUUUUUUAGGCAAAUAAAUAUAUCUUUAAAACCUUU
Messenger RNA from Pseudophryne corroboree (corroboree frog), 1905 nucleotides. RefSeq names its product ferredoxin reductase (gene FDXR). Gene Ontology annotation, cellular component: mitochondrion. Lineage: Eukaryota; Metazoa; Chordata; Amphibia; Anura; Myobatrachidae. Gene Ontology annotation, biological process: ubiquinone biosynthetic process. The transcript is spliced from 12 exons. Bases 234 to 1724 code for a protein of 496 amino acids. The record is from RefSeq and is a predicted model, not a curated record.